CUUUAAUAAAGUACUGUAAUGCCCCAUCGAGUCAAUGCUCAAGCCACCAAUCCUUAUUUAAAGUACAAAUAUUAUGUAUAUAUUAGCAUACUCAUCAUUUAAAAAAAGAUAUUAAGAAAAAUGAUGCUAAGAAACUCUUCAAUCUUUCUAUACUUGAUUGUUUUUGUUAUCACAUUUUCUUCGACCACUAAUGCAAGAAUUCAUGAUUAUCAAUAUCCAAAGACAAGUUUUCUCCAAUGCCUCUCACAUCAUUCUUCUUCAAACUCCUCCAAUAAUGAUCUCACCAAGGUAGUUUACACUACCACAAACUCUUCCUACUUCUCUGUUUUAAAUUUCACCAUAAUAAACCCAAGAUUUUCUUCUCCUUCUACACCAAAACCGCUUUUCAUCAUCACACCACUCUAUGAAUCUCAAGUCCAAGCCGCUGUGAUCUGCGCCCGAAAACAUGGCGUGCAAAUCAGAGUAAGAAGCGGCGGCCACGACUACGAGGGUCUGUCCUAUGUCUCUGAAAUCCCAUUUAUCGUAAUCGAUAUGAUAAACUUCCGGUCAAUCACUGUAGACGUUGAGAGAAGAACAGGUUGGGUUCAAACCGGAGCUACCCUAGGCGAGCUUUAUUAUGAAAUCAACAAAAAAAGUAAAACCCUAGCCUUUCCAGGCGGAGCAUGCCCUACAAUAGGUGUUGGCGGCCACAUAACUGGCGGAGGUUAUGGCGCAAUCUUUCGAAAAUAUGGCCUUGCAGCUGAUAAUGUUAUUGAUGCUCAGUUAGUAGACGUUGAGGGUAGAGUUCUCGAUAGAGAAACUAUGGGGGAAGAGCUUUUUUGGGCCAUACGUGGUGGAGGUGGAGCAAGCUUUGGAGUAAUUCUCGCUUGGAAAGUUCUGUUAGUUCGCGUCCCCGAAACGGUGACCGUUUUCUCCAUUAAUAGGAACCUUGAACAUAACCUUACCAAACUUGUUCAUAGGUGGCAAUACAUAGCACACAAACUACCUAAAAAACUACUCUUAGCGGUUAGGUUUCAAACUGUGAAUUCUACUAAAAAAGGGAUUGAAAUGAAAAAGCUUCAAGCCACAUUCAUUUCGGUGUUCCUUGGAAGAGUUGAUGGUCUUCUUUACUUGAUGGAAAAACGAUUCCCUGAGUUAGGUCUGGUGAGAGAAGAUUGCACCCAAAUGAGCUGGAUUCAGUCAGCUCUCUUCGUUGCUGGACUACCAAGUGAGCAGUCUCCAGAGAUUUUGCUUGAUCGAACACCUCAAUCAAGAUUGUCUUUCAAAGCAAAAUCUGAUUAUGUGAAGGAGCCAAUUCCGGAAAAGGGUUUGGAAGGAAUAUGGGAAAGGUUAUACGAAGAAGAGGUUGGAAGUGGUAUUGUGAUAAUGAGUCCUUAUGGUGGGAAAAUGAGUGAGAUUCCAGAAUCUGAGCUUCCAUUUGGGCAUAGAGGUGGGAACAUGUAUAAAAUUCUACAUUAUUUGAUUUAUUGGGAAGAAGAAGAGAAUAGUGGAAUAGUAGUGGAAAAGCACAUAAGUUGGAUUAGAAGACUUUACAAUUACAUGACUCCGUUUGUGUCCAAAAAUCCUAGAUCAGCUUAUAUCAAUUAUAGAGACCUUGAUAUUGGAAGGAAUAGCAACAAGGGUACCGCAACUUAUGCUCAAGCCAGCAUUUGGGGGGUCAAAUAUUUCGGCCAAAACAACUUUAAUAGAUUGGUACAUGUUAAGACUAUGGUUGAUCCAACAAAUUUCUUUAGAAAUGAACAAAGUAUUCCUCCACUGCCGUAAAACGCUGGCUUUCCUAGUUAUCUGUUUCUAUAAAUAAAGUCCAUAUAUACAUAUGUAUAAAUAAAUACUAUCUACGGACGUGGACAUUUUUAUUAUUUACUA
This is a messenger RNA of Cannabis sativa, 1866 nucleotides long. Its product is annotated as tetrahydrocannabinolic acid synthase-like. The transcript is spliced from 3 exons. Bases 121 to 1764 code for a protein of 547 amino acids. Gene Ontology annotation, molecular function: oxidoreductase activity; FAD binding. The record is from RefSeq and is a predicted model, not a curated record. NCBI's taxonomy places the organism in Eukaryota, Viridiplantae, Streptophyta, Magnoliopsida, Rosales, Cannabaceae.